Molecule: messenger RNA, 4157 nt
Organism: Oreochromis aureus
Lineage: Eukaryota; Metazoa; Chordata; Actinopteri; Cichliformes; Cichlidae
Gene: fmnl1a
Product: formin-like 1a
Exons: 25
Coding region: 441-3797 (1118 amino acids)
Biological process (GO): cell migration; cortical actin cytoskeleton organization; regulation of cell shape
Cellular component (GO): cytosol
Molecular function (GO): actin filament binding; small GTPase binding
Source: RefSeq, a predicted model, not a curated record
GACUGUGUCACACUCCUCGUCCGCCUUCCUCUCACACGCAGGCUUCGGUACUAAACUAUUUCAGAGCGUUCUCGGUCAACUAAUGUAGACAACAGUGCAUGAGGCAUAGGUGGACCUUUUUUUCGAGUUCUAACAGGCUCUAACAGGACUUAUCACCUCAUUUUCAAAAGGAACUUGAAGACAACUUAAGGAGAAGGGGGCCAUGAGGACAAACUUUCUUUUUUCAUUGCCCACCCUGUCCUCGGGUGUGAGGCGGAUUUUGUAAACCUGAGAAUUAAUGUAGAUUGCCCUAGAGGCCCUAGACUUGAUUUGAUUAGGGCCUUUUUGCUAUUGUAAUUCAGAGUGACCAUCUUUUGUCACUUUGCUUUUGGAUACGCUGAUUUCCUGGAGGAAACAGUUUGCGUAAAGCAGUCCCCCUGGAUUACUUGUGGAGAUUAGUGAUGGGGAAUGCGGCUGGUGGGGGAUUGGAGCAUGAACCGGCCGAAGGCCGAGAGGCCAGAAACUCAGUCAGUGCAGCUUCAGCAAUGAAUGACUCUGCACCAACCUUGCAAAAAAAGCAGCCUCCUCAACCCAAACUUCCCAUGCCACCAGAGAAGGAGCUGGAGGAGCGCUUCAACACGGUUCUGAGUUCCAUGAACUUGCCUCCAGAUAAACUCCAGCUGUUGAGUCAAUACGACAAUGAUAAGAAAUGGGAAUUAGUCUGUGAUCAGGAGCGUUUCCAGGUGAAGAGCCCCCCAUCCACUUACCUGACCAAGAUCAAAAGCCUCUACCAGGAUCAAGGAGGGGUGUCUCGUAGGUUGAAGAAAAGGAUCCAAGAUGCCACCCAGGUCCUUAAAAAUUUGGAGAUAUCCCUCCGGACCAAUCACAUUGGAUGGGCCCAGGAGUUUCUCAAUGAACAGAAUAAAGGUUUGGAUGUUCUGGUGGAAUACCUGUCCUACGCACAAAGUGACAGCUCGUUUGAGGUUGAGGGUAUAGAAAAUGGUGGCAGCCUGUCAGACAGAGGAAAAUCAGCAGAAAGGUCAAUGGAAGACUUGACCAAGAGCUCCAGCAGCCAUCAGUCACAUGGGAUGACCAGAGCGGCUCGUGCACUGACUGUAAGAAUAAGCUCCACUCUGGUAAACAAGAUGCAUAAGAAGUCCCACAUAAACAACCAGAGAGAUGAUGUACAUGUGUGCAUAAUGUGCCUGCGAGCCAUCAUGAACUAUCAGUCUGGUUUUAAUUUGGUGAUGACUCACCCACGCUGCGUGAAUGAGAUCACCCUCAGUCUCAACAGCAGGAAUCCCAGGACCAAAGCUCUUGUUUUGGAGCUGCUGGCUGCCGUCUGUCUCGUCCGAGGAGGACACGACAUCAUUCUCUCUGCCUUUGACAACUUUAAAGAGGUGAGCAAAGAAAGGAACCGCUUUGAGAAGCUCAUGGAGUACUUCAUCAAUGAUGACAACAACAUUGACUUCAUGGUUGCCUGCAUGCAGUUCAUAAACAUUGUGGUCCAUUCAGUGGAGAACAUGAACUUCCGUGUCCAUCUACAAUAUGAGUUCACUCACCUUGGAUUAGACAAGUAUCUAGAGACUCUGAAGCUAACAGAGAGCGAGAAGCUGCACGUCCAGAUCCAGGCCUACUUGGACAAUGUGUUAGAUGUGGGAGCUCUGCUGGAGGAUGCUGAGAACAGAGGAGGGGUGCUGGAGCAUGUGGACGAAUUACAGGAGCACAACGUUCAGCUGAGUGUACGGCUUCAGGAGAUUGAGAACCAGACUGCAGAGAGAAUAACUGAACUGGAGACUCAGCUUAUGCAGGCCACAAAGGAGGCUGAGCUGCUCAAAGAAAGCCUGCGAGAGUCAUGUUCCCAGGUUAGCACUUUGCAGCAGAGAGAAAGAGAGCGUGAGCUGGACAGGGAGAGAGAGAAGGACAGGGAGCGGCUGGGUAUCACUGGCCCUCAGGGACCUUCAGAGCUAGAGCAGAAGAUCCAGGAGCUGCAGGACAAAGGGCUAAUCCGAGUGGGACGCACAGCCUCAGGAAGUCUGGACGUCCAAGUCAUACCUGUCACAGUCGUUGAAUACAUUCAAAGCCCGGCCCCAGCCAACCAAGCCAGCACUCCAGACUCUGCUGAGUUAGCCUCCCCAUCAUCUAGCAUCCCUUCGCCACCGCCUCCCCCUCCAGGUGGCUCCGAGCAGACUGUCUCUCCACCUCCACCGCCUCCACCACCUCCAUCUCUACCAGGAGGUCCUGCACCACCACCACCACCCCCUCCUCCUCCUCCACCUCCUGGCUCUGCAGCUGCCCCCCCACCUCCACCUCCUCUCCCUGGCACUGGUCCCCCACCUCCUCCUCCACCCCCUGGAGCUGGCCCCCCACCCCCACCUCCCCCACCUGGUGGUGGACCACCACCGCCUCCUGGAGCACCAUCUACAGACUCUGGGGCUAAGAACAGGAAGCCUAUUCAGACCAAGUUCAGGAUGCCUCUGUUGAACUGGCAGGCAUUAAAACCAAACCAAGUGACAGGCACAGUCUUCAACGAGCUAGAUGAUGAGCAAGUCUUGGGGGAGUUGAAUAUGGAAAUGUUUGAGGAACAUUUCAAAACUAGGGCCCAGGGUAACCCAGCUGACCUGUCCAAGGUUAAGAAGAAGAUGGCCUCGAAAGCCCCCACCAAGACAUCUUUGAUUGAUGGCAAUAAAGCCAAAAAUCUGGCCAUCACUCUACGCAAGGGGGGAAUGAGCCCGGCCAAUAUCUGCACAGCCAUAGAAAUGUAUGACCAGCAAUCUUUGUCCAUAGACUUCCUGGAACUGCUCGAACCAUUCAUACCAUCAGAUUUUGAGAUGAAGCUUCUUGCUAACUAUGAGAAAGAUGGCCGUCCACUGGAUGAGCUGACCGACGAAGACCAAUUUAUUUUACGCUUUGGGAAGAUUCCUCGUCUCAACCAGCGAAUAAACACUCUGACUUUCAUGGGCAACUUCCCAGACAGCGUGAAACGGCUGCAGCCGCAACUGAACUCCAUCAUUUCUGCAUCCAUGUCUCUCAAGUCUUCAACCAAACUAAAAAAGAUCCUAGAGAUUGUUCUUGCAUUUGGUAACUACAUGAACAGCAGUAAAAGAGGUGCAGCUUGUGGUUUCAGACUGCAGAGUCUGGAUCUUCUGUUGGAGACCAAAUCCACUGACCGCUCACAGACGUUACUUCAUUUCAUCACCAAUAUUAUCCAGGAAAAAUACCCAGAAUUGGUCAACUUCCACACCGAGCUACACUUUGUAGACAAGGCGGGCCUUGUCUCUCUUGACAGCAUUCUUCAAGAUAUCCGCUCUCUAGAGCGAGGAAUGGAGAUGACCAAAAAGGAGUUCCUGGUGCAGGAUGACAGCCCGGUGUUGAAGGAAUUCAUUAAAACAAAUAGUGAACAGUUGGACACUUUAAUCAAAGAUGGCAAGACAGCGCAGGAGGCUUACGGCUCUGUGGUGGAGUACUUCGGAGAGAAUCCCAAAACCACGCAGCCCUCAAUGUUUUUCCCCAUGUUUGGGCGCUUCAUAAAGGCCUAUAAAACGGCACAGCAGGAGAUUGAACAGAAGAAGAAAAUGGAGAGCGAGAGCCGUGAGGUUAAAGAGUCACCAUCUCCAAACAAGGCUGGAUCACAAAAGGGCCCAAUGAUGCCUAAGAUGCCCCAGAUGGACCUGAUUGCAGAGCUGAAGAAGAGGCAGGUGAAACCGCCAGUACGCGAGGGGAAGGACGGCGCACUGGAGGACAUCAUCACAGAUCUGAGGAACUCACCAUACAGGCGGGCAGAUGGUCGUCGGCCAGCCCAGCGCCAGGACACUUAAGCCAGUUUUUUCUUUUCUUUACAAAUUUCCUUUUGUUAAAAAAUUGUAACUGGAAUCACUCAUUAAAAUUCAAGCAGAAGACAAGUUUUAAACGUUCUGUAUAUACAAUUUUGUUACAAUUAGCCAUAUGGCAGUGUGUAUUAACGACAUAUUAGUGUCAUUUUGCUCUGUAAAUAUAAAGUUGGAAAUAUUUUAAUAAUAAACAGUCCAUAAACUUUAAUUGAAAUGUUACAAAACAUAACCAUUUAAGUAUUUCUAAUGGCUUUGUAUUAAACUUGUAUUACUGAUACACUGUUACUCAUUUAGUGAUAAAAAUACUUUGUUUUCAAAAUAAACCAUUGUUUAACCAUUUUGACCAUA